Molecule: messenger RNA, 1748 nt
Organism: Triticum dicoccoides
Lineage: Eukaryota; Viridiplantae; Streptophyta; Magnoliopsida; Poales; Poaceae
Product: aspartyl protease family protein At5g10770-like
Exons: 2
Coding region: 51-1412 (453 amino acids)
Biological process (GO): proteolysis
Molecular function (GO): aspartic-type endopeptidase activity
Source: RefSeq, a predicted model, not a curated record
AUUCUAGAUGUUAGCCUCCCCCAGCAUUCCCUUCGAAGCAAGCAACAUCCAUGGCGUUCGUCUCGCAGCUGUUGCUCGUCCUGUCGUGCAUCAUCUGCCAUGUUCUCAUCGCCGGUGCAGCGAGCGAGCAGAGCUAUAAGAUACUCUCGACGAGCUCGCUCAAGCCUCAAGCCGUCUGCUCUGAUCCCAAAGUGAAUCCGUCGUCGUCGAGUGGAGCCACGGUGCCCUUGAACCACAGGCACGGCCCGUGCUCGCCGGCGCCCUCCAAGAAGGAGCCUGCCUUCGAGGAGCUGCUCCGCCGUGACCAGCUCCGAGCCGGCUACGUCCAGCGCAAGUUCUCCAAGAACCACCGCGGCGGCGGGCUGCAGCAGUCGGAGGAGCUCAAGGUGCCCACCGAACUGGGUUCUUCCCUGGACACGCUGGAGUACGUCAUAACUGUGGGCGUUGGCUCGCCAGCGGUGCAGCAGACCAUGACCAUGGACACCGGGAGCGACGUGUCGUGGGUGCACUGCAACUCCAACUCCACGGCCGGGUCGACGCCCUUCGACCCCGCCAAGUCGAGCACGUACUCCCCGUUCUUGUGCGGCGCCGCGGCGUGCACACAGCUCGGCGCCGAGGCCAACACCUGCUCCAACUCGGAGUGCCAGUACAUGGUCCGCUACGGCGACGGCUCCAACACCACCGGCACGUACGGCUCCGACACGCUGGCGCUGGGCUCGGACACGGUCAAGGAUUUCCAGUUCGGUUGCAGCCGCGUCGAGGAGGGCUUCGGCGACAAGACCGACGGGCUCAUGGGGCUCGGCGGCGACGCGCAGUCGCUCAUCUCGCAGACCGCGGCGAAGUACGGCAGGGCCUUCUCCUACUGCCUCCCGCCUUCCCCCGGCUCCAAGGGGUUCCUGACGCUCGGCGCGCAGACCGGCACGACGGGCUUUGCGACGACGGGGAUGCUCCGAAGCGAGCAGGCCCCGACGUUCUACGGCGUGCUACUCCAGGGCAUCAAGGUCGGCGGUGAGCAGCUCAGCGUGGCGCCCUCCGUCUUCUCCGCCGGGUCCGUGAUGGACUCCGGGACCAUCAUCACCCGGCUGCCGCCCACGGCGUACACGGCGCUCAAGACGGCGUUCAAGGACGGCAUGAAGCAGUACCCGCCGGCGCCGUCCAGGAGCAUCUUGGACACGUGCUUCGACUUCAGCGGCCAGGACAACGUCAGCAUACCGACCGUCGCUCUCGUGUUCGACGGCGGCGCGGUCGUCGACCUCGACGCGAACGGGAUCAUAUUCGGCAGCUGCCUCGCGUUCACGGGCACCGACGACGACGAGAGCACCGGCAUCAUCGGCAACGUGCAGCAGAGGACGCUCGAGGUGCUCUACGACGUAGGCCAGAGCGUCUUCGGGUUCAAGCCCAGCGCGUGCUAGCUGCUCGUCAGCGCGAGAGCUCAGCGCUCGCGCGUGGGACACGAGUGCACCACAACUCCACAAGGGAAGGAAGGAAGGGUGGCCAGCUAGGCUGCUCUCAUGUGGCUGUCUUCUUGUUUGUAGUCGCGAGGUAAGGGACACGAAGAGGGCCAAAAAAUCGUUUCGAAAAAAAAAGAGGGCCAAAAUCAUCAUCUAGCAGACUAUUUAAUAGCAGCAACAUGAUGCGACGCAUGUGUAAUCUUUCAAAUCAAACUAUUAGGAUAAUCUUAGUUCUAAAUUUUCAUUAAUAUGAAUAAAGAAAGAAAUGGAUUAAAUGAAGACUAAAUUUCAGUUUCA